Molecule: messenger RNA, 4504 nt
Organism: Scomber japonicus (chub mackerel)
Lineage: Eukaryota; Metazoa; Chordata; Actinopteri; Scombriformes; Scombridae
Product: radixin-like
Exons: 14
Coding region: 92-1831 (579 amino acids)
Biological process (GO): positive regulation of protein localization to early endosome; regulation of cell shape; regulation of organelle assembly
Cellular component (GO): microvillus; apical part of cell; plasma membrane
Molecular function (GO): cell adhesion molecule binding; actin binding
Source: RefSeq, a predicted model, not a curated record
CUCUUUCAGGUCCUGUGAUACAGGUGUUGUUGCCGUCCUGUGACGGAUUUUUCCUCUCAGCAGUCGGGUGUAAGGAGGAGAGGAAGCAAAGAUGCCAAAACCGAUCAAUGUCCGUGUGACCACCAUGGAUGCAGAGCUGGAGUUUGCCAUCCAGCCGAACACUACAGGAAAACAGCUCUUUGAUCAGGUGGUGAAGACGGUGGGACUGCGGGAGGUUUGGUUCUUUGGCCUACAGUAUGUGGACAGUAAGGGCUACAUCACAUGGCUCAAACUCAAUAAGAAGGUGACCCAGCAGGAUGUUAAGAAAGAGAACCCUCUGCAGUUCAAGUUCAGAGCCAAGUUCUUCCCCGAGGAUGUCUCAGAGGAGCUAAUCCAAGAGAUCACCCAGAGACUCUUCUUCCUGCAGGUGAAGGAGGCCCUCCUAAACGAUGAGAACUACUGUCCCCCAGAGACAGCUGUGUUACUGGCAUCAUACGCUGUCCAGGCCAAGUAUGGGGACUACGGAAAAGAUGUGCACAAGCCUGGGUACCUCACCCAUGACAGACUGCUGCCUCAGAGAGUCCUGGAGCAGCACAAGCUGACCAAGGAGCAGUGGGAGGACAGGAUACAGACUUGGCAUGAAGAACACAGAGGAAUGCUCAGAGAGGACUCAAUGAUGGAGUAUCUUAAAAUCGCCCAGGACUUAGAGAUGUACGGAGUCAACUACUUUGAGAUCAAAAACAAGAAGGGAACACAGCUGUGGCUGGGUGUGGACGCCCUUGGCCUCAACAUCUAUGAACACGAAGACAAGUUGACACCAAAGAUUGGCUUCCCCUGGAGUGAGAUUCGAAACAUCUCUUUCAAUGACAAGAAGUUUGUCAUCAAACCUAUUGACAAGAAAGCACCUGACUUUGUGUUUUAUGCCCCAAGACUGCGCAUCAACAAGCGAAUCUUGGCGUUGUGUAUGGGUAACCAUGAGUUGUACAUGAGGAGGAGAAAGCCUGAUACUAUCGAGGUGCAGCAAAUGAAGGCUCAGGCCCGGGAGGAGAAGCACCAUAAACAGAUGGAGAGGGCCCAGCUGGAAAAUGAGAAGAAGAAGCGAGAGCAUGCGGAGAAAGAGAAGGAGAGGAUAGAGCGCGAGAAAGAAGAGCUCAUGGAGAGGCUGAGACAGAUUGAAGAACAGACAAUGCGAGCCCAGAAAGAGCUGGAGGAACAGACUCGCCGGGCCUUGGAGUUGGAGCAGGAGAGAAGGAGAGCGAGGGAGGAGGCAGAGAGGCUGGAGAGAGAAAGGAAAGCAGCUGAGGAGGCCAAGGCUGAGCUGGCAAAACAGGCCGAAGACCAGCAGAAGAACCAGGAACAGCUGGCUUCUGAACUGGCUGAAUUCACAGCAAAGAUAGUUCUCCUGGAAGAAGCCAAGAAAAAGAAAGAUGAGGAGGCCACAGAAUGGCAGUCUAAGGCUCUGUCAGCGCAGGAGGACCUAGAGAAGACCAAGGAGGAGCUGAAGACCGCGGUAACAGUGGUGCCAGCUCCUCCAGGCGGCAAUGCUGAGCAUGACGAGCAGGAUGAGAACCAUGCAGAAGCCAGCGCUGAGCUCUCCAAUGAUGGCGUCAGCCAGCUAGAUCUGCGCAGCGAGGAGGAACGCGUCACCGAAGCUCAGAAGAAUGAGCGGGUGAAGAAACAGCUGCAGACGUUAAGUUCAGAGUUGGCGGAGGCCAGAGAUGAAACCAAGAAGACACAGAAUGAUGUCCUACACGCCGAGAACGUGAAAGCAGGCCGAGACAAAUACAAAACGCUGCGUCAGAUCCGACAGGGCAACACGAAGCAGCGCAUCGAUGAGUUUGAGUCCAUGUGAGAACAGGACCUCUGUCGCAGUCUUGUUCCUGAACUUUCCCCUCAACGGCUGCUCGCUUUUCAUGGACAACAGAUGCUACCGUGCUCGAGUCCUCCUCAACACCUUCAUUCCCAAACCAGGCAAUCUUGAGAAUUCAUCUCAUCAAACUUUGCCAAAGUCCUGUCCCACAUCUCCGCUCGGAAACUUACAGGUAUUUCCCUGAGAUGGAGCUGCCUACACGCCACUCUGAACAAGCAAACUAUCAUCCUACUAAUUUAUAAUCUGUAAAUUCAGGAGGAAAGAAAAACUAUUCAACUAAAAUGGAAGCAAUUGGAUUGUUUUAUUUUGAGCAAGCAUGGCCAUAGAAAGCUACUUUUGUUGUUUUUUUCUGUUUGUAUUUGCUUGACCACUUGUAUGCAAAGCCUUUAGUAUGAUUCCAUGUCUUCAGUUAAAAAUUACCUUUUCUUUCCUUGUUUUUAAGUUCUUCUCUUCUGCUUUUGUUUGACUCGUUUUAUUGAUAACGCCCUUCUUUUUAGUUGUCUGUUAUACACAAUGAGGUUGGGUUUAGUCCCAGGCUAUGAAUAAGGACUGGAGUUUCGGGAUAAAAAUUAGGUUGUUAUGUUUCUUCAGUGUCAAAGUUCUGCUAUGUUACAUCAUGUCAACAUAUCAUACAGUAGAUAUGCUAGCCAUUACUCUAUUUAAUCAAUUCCAACCAUAGGUUUAUAUAAAAAUUACACUGCAGUAUUUUAAUAGUUUUAUUUCAGGCGGAAAAUCAAGAAUAUGAAUAUUUUCAGAUUUUGAAGAAAGUGAAUUGACCCCUAUAGGGAAAAGAGCCACCCAUCUUGUCUCACGGCAGGUUUUGAUGAUCGAAUGUAGCAAAGGUAACAAAGGGAAAGUGUUUUUUACAUGCAGAGGUGAUAGAAUAGCAUGUUAAUGAGCUUUUGCCACUGAGCGAUCGCCCUCGAGCUUGAAAGUGUUAUGAAGAUAAGCUAAUUUUGUGUGUGUGUGUUUUCCAGUUGCAUCCCAGUGUUUCACACCCAGUCACUAUAGAUGGUUUUCUCUGCCUACCAGCUCACAGAGGAAUCCAGGGUAUUAAAUCGACAGACAGAAGAACAGAUAGAUGAGUAAUGAGUCCAGCCUGUUUCUCUGUCUGUCCAACAGUAUGAGUGUGUGUGUGUGUCUGUGUGUGUGUGCAUGCGAGAGAGAGUGAGAGCAUGUGUACAGAUGUGGAAGCUGGCAACUCUCUGGCCGGGGAGCUUAUGAAAACAUCAGUCCCAACCCGGGACAAAUCUCUACCUCAGUAAUGUUAGCAGUGGUGACUGACAGUCAAACACUCAGGGUGCCCCCCCCCCUUUCCAAAAUAAAAAAAUACGGUCAUGCUUUUAUUGGGUUGCUGUUACAUCCUUGGGCGUUGCUCCUGCGCAGGCUAUGUUUUGCCAGAGCUCAGUUGUUUUGUGGCUGUUUUGUUGGGAAGGAUAUCAAGAGAAAACAUACCUACUAAAGUGAGAUCUAGGUUGAAAGGUGUUAAUUCCUACAUUUGAAGCUAGUGGUUUUCCCUGCUCCCGGCCUUGCUCAGAUACUUUGAGUCAUUCAAUAAAAAUCCCAAACAAUGAGGAAGAUGAAUUUAAAUAAUGCUGCAAACAUGAGAAUGUUUACUGUGUGUGUGUGUGUAUACAGGCCAUUUUCAGAAGAAGCUGGGUCACUCUGAUUCUCUGAGGGGGUCCUUGUGAAACGUUUGGGUUCCUAGGAGCCAUGAGUUGUUGAUGGUGACAGACCUCUUUAAAUAAUAAGGCUUUCUUGUAAAACAGCCUUCAAAGUCUAACCAGAACUUGUCUCCUCUGUUACAAUUUUACUUUAAGGAGACAGUUUGCAGACCUGCCACGGCUUCCUGGGAUUGAGAAACUUGUGAAUUAAUAAAGAGAUGAGUUAUUUGUAAUGUGAAGGGACCCCGCUAUAGUGAAAAGUGCAAAUCUCUCCAGAGUCAAAUGGAGAAUUGGCCAAUUCCCCUAAAAUCUUUUUUUUUAAACUCAUUUAAAAAACAUCCUUUAUGCUCAGACAACAAAUCCACUCCACCUUUUUGUAGGGUGGAAAACAUGUCCCAGGGUGCAUUUUUGAAAUGAGUAAACCUUUUUUUUUUCUUAAAUUAACAAUAUGAUGAAAAAUGUUUAUUGUAUUUGUUAUGCUUUACAUGACAGCUGGUAUACGUUUUUUUAUUUUUAUAUAGUUUUAAAGUUAAAGCACUUGUAUGAAACAAGACACUGAACGCCUGCCUUUUUGAGUUUAACUUCAGUGUCCAUUGCUAGUGUUGUGUUUGCCAUAGCAGGUGAAAAAAAUGACCCUGUGCUUCCAGCUCAUAUUAUUGUAUUGUGUUCAAAGACCCUAAACCAGCAGCACGCAUCACUAUACUGGACCGCUUCAUUGGAGGGGAAAACUCUUCUUGACACGUCCACACACCCCCACGUUCAAGCUGCAAGGCUUCAGUUAGAUUCGGUUUUUCUUCCCAGCAGAAUGUUUUUGGCCUGCCUGUCCCCUCCAAUGAAGCCAGCGUCUGUGAUGAUGCCUGCUCUGGCACCAGCUGUCACGUUUUGCUGUUUCUUCUGUUUCGUCGUUUUCCUAAUGUUCAUGUUAGUAUUCUUUAAGAUAGAAGGCACAGAUGGAUUGCAGUCCAUUUCAUUGGUUCACAAAUAAAAGUUU